Fusarium musae is the source of this 1065-nucleotide messenger RNA. RefSeq lists its product as uncharacterized. Gene Ontology annotation, biological process: proteolysis. The record is from RefSeq and is a predicted model, not a curated record. The transcript is spliced from 3 exons. Lineage: Eukaryota; Fungi; Ascomycota; Sordariomycetes; Hypocreales; Nectriaceae. Gene Ontology annotation, molecular function: aspartic-type endopeptidase activity. Bases 1 to 1065 code for a protein of 354 amino acids.
AUGCAUCCACUUCUCCUAUUGUUUCUGGCUACUCGAGUAGUAGCCGGCACAGCUAAGUUGGCAUCGAGAGCGAGUGCAUCCGACCAUGACUCUGCCUAUUCUAAGGCGGCCAGUUCUGCUCUCACGCCACUCGGAUAUGCUGCGGCAUUUAUUAACACUGAUGUAUUAGCUAGCCGAGAGGGUUAUCUGGAAGAUUUCACAUUGGUCGACUACGACGUUGACGAUUGUGCGGAACGGUGUAACGGCAACAAAGAAUGUGUUGCUUUCAAUAUCUACUUCAAGCCCGAUCACCCCGAAACUUCGUCAAAUGAUAAGACAGCGGUCAUCAAGUGUACUCUCUGGUCUAAUCCACUAAGUCUCCCGGAUACAGAGAUUGGCAGCGAUGUCGUUGCCGGGAGUAAUGCCUACAAUCAAGAAAAGGCUCUAGCUGGUCCAGGGCCUGGAUCAGUGCAGACACUGCCAAUCAAGUUUCCCAGCGUGACGCAACUUGGGGAUACUUAUUAUUCCGUGGAGCUGACGUGCGAUGGCCAAAAGAUGCCUGUCAUGCUUGAUACUGGCUCCGCAGACCUGCUUAUUGUAUCCAACGCGUGCCCGAACACUCCAACCAGUGGAUGUUACAACAGCACGCCUUUCGAGAUCCAGCCAACGACAAAUAUGCCAGCGAACCAAAGUUUCUUUACAAUUGUUGGGACUGGGCCAGUAUUUGGCAAUCAGUCUAUCUUGGAUGUCCAAUUUGGUACAAAGGACAUUGUUGCGAAAGACUUAGGUGUCGGUCUUGUUUAUAAUGCUGUGAAAAUGGAGUUUCAGAAUGGAAGCUUUUCUGGAAUACUCGGCAUGGGUCUCCGAAAUGUUUCUCGGCAGUUCUACCAGUAUCAAAACUUGCCACCAUUCGACACCUUGGUAGCACAAGAAAGGCUACUUGCACCCAAGUUCUCAACAGUAUUUCCGCGAUACGCGGAUCCGAACAGUCCGAAAGAAGGUCGUCUGACCAUGGGUGGCAUUGACAAGGAAGCGUCGAACGGACGGAUGAUAACAUACAGCGAUAUAGUAGACAGCCCCAAGUAA